UCUAUGUGCAGUCCGGGGUUUCAUCAGCCCAAUGCCGGGCAAAGUUCCUGUGUAUUUUGCCCGGGCGCUCAGUUCCAGAAUGAAUUCGGUCAAACUUCCUGUAAAGACUGCUCACAAUUCAACAGAUGUUACAACUCAAAAAAGACAACGUGCUACCAUCUGCAUAAAAAUGAUAGAGCGUUUGGCUACUCAAACACUUAUCAAGGAGUGCUUUCUCACAGGCAAUGCAAGAAAUCAUGCUGGAGCGAUCCAAAUUGUCGUGGAUUUAGUUAUGAGCGCCAUAACAAUCCCGGAUAUUGCCACACCUUUCCCAGGAGUGAUUCAAAUUAUUAUGAGGGCUUUGAUUUCUUUAGCUUUCCAUGGGAAUGUCAUUCUUAGAUAAAAAAAAA
Molecule: messenger RNA, 389 nt
Organism: Saccostrea cuccullata (small rock oyster)
Lineage: Eukaryota; Metazoa; Mollusca; Bivalvia; Ostreida; Ostreidae
Exons: 2
Coding region: 32-382 (116 amino acids)
Source: RefSeq, a predicted model, not a curated record